AUGACGGCCACCGCAACCAUAGCCUCCACGGACAUGGGGCUUCUGCUGAGAGAUGAUGUUUUUGUCGACUUUUUCAACACGUUUCUGAAUCUUCCCGUUUUUGGCCAGACACCCAUUUACAUCAGCAGCACGGGCCGGUGGGACCUCUGGCCAGAGCUGCCGAGCCGCCUGGAUCCCAGCCCCCCGGCUUUACUGGCGUGGCUGGAAAAGCACCGCCUGCCUCACUUCUGCAAAUCCAGCUUGUGCCUCCACCUCGUCCUCUGCCAGAAGCUCCUGGGUUUCAUUCGGUCGGGGGAAGCAGCAAAACAGCUGAACUGGCAAAGUGCUGACCAGUGGCUGCUGGAGAAGUGCAUCAGCGGGAGCCAGGGCAUGUGGCGCUUUCGGGCCUUCAUCCAAGGAAUGGCAGGGGAAGAACUGACCAACUUCUGGCUCACCACCGAAAGGCUCCUGGGGCUUGAUGAGUCAGAUGCGAGGCAGAGGGACCUCUACCUGUCCUUGCUCCACAAGCUGAAAGCCACUCACCUGCGCGAAGGCUCCAGCAUUGUCACUCUCUGCAGGACCAUCACUGGGUCGUUCCUGAAAACCAGGCACAUUCAGCCCAUCAGCACCAGGAGGGAGAUCCUAAGCAAGAUGCAGGAACGGGCCCUUUUUAUGAUUCAGAGUUACUGGCUACCUAAAUUCUUCAUCCACUGCAAGAUGGGCAUGGAGGAAGAGAAAUCAUGCCACCCUCUGCUGCAGGAAUAUCAGGAGCGUUUAUUACGGGCCAAAUCACAGGAGCCCUCAGGCUUUUCGGAGAAUCUCUUCAUGAUGCAUAUUAAAAGGAGCCAGGGUUUGUCAGAGUCCUACUGCAGCAAGAAGGCCAAAGCAGAGAUCUGGACUCUGCUCAAGGAGGGAAGAGACACCCAAGAAAUGAAGAUGCCCAGUUUUCAGGUGCAACCAGAGAGGCAGCUGGCGCCAGCUGGGAGCACAAAGGAAUCACAUCUGGAUAAGGAUGCUUUGGGAUCGAUUCCUCAGCAGUCAGAGCAUCCUGCAAAGACUGCCUUUGGAGGCAAAGGAGGAGCAACCUCUCCCAAAAGACCUAGACCCAAUGCAGAGCAGGUCCUUCAUCUGGAAGAACUCUGUGAAGAGAAAGUCCUCUCUAACCUGUGUUCCUCUGCACCCCUUGUCCAGCUGCCAUCCCUGAAAAAGCGAGCCAAGACCUUGAGUUUCCUUCCCUGGGCCCUUAGUGCCGAGACCUGCGCGGGACGACCCUUCAGGGACUUCUUGAAGCGCCAGGACCGGUCUGUGGAGACUCAUCUCCUGGACCUGUGGCAUGACCUGGAGGAAUUUCUGCCCAUGGUGCUGGACCCCAGCAGAGAAAACAGUUUCUUCCUGCGUCAUUUGAUCGGGGAGAAGAUAUGCAAGACCUACCUGGAGGAGGGCACCAUUCAGCAGCUUCCCUUGGAGACCAGGACUCUCAGGAGCUUGCGGAACCAUCUGAUGUCUGGAGAAUUCUCCCCCUGGAUAUUCAGAGCCCAGAAGGAGAUUUGCAAGGUGCUCUGCUGCUUCUAUGAGGAAUUUCUGGCUGACGAUGACAGGACGUUCCUCCAGUUUAUGUCUCUGCAGAGCGAUGUCUCGAUGCCUGAGAUGCAAGGCCAUGCUCUUGGGAAAGAUGAAUGUUUCCUCCUGUCCCAGCGGAUAAACCAGUCCUUGAAGCUGAGCCAGGCCUUGCAUGGCACGAGGAACUUGGCAGGUCUCUCCUCCGAGCACUGGAAAUUAAUUGCCACUUGGGAUCUCCGGAGAGGGGGCUCCAUCCAGGCAGAGGUGGAACCUUUCCUGCGCAGCAACGAACCCGCUGAACCCGAGAAGAGAAAGAAGAGGACUGUUCCCGUGAGGAAAACUGAAUCAAGCGUGACAAAGUCCACCACUGUUGCAGUAGAGAAGCCAUCUAGAAGACCCAGGCACUUCAUGAAAAUACUGCACAACCCUGCUCACCUGGAGUUCUUCAAGCAGUUCCUCGAGGAGCGCAAUGCAGAUGAACCACUGCGUUUCUGGAUGGCUGUGGAGAAGUUAGUCGCAGAGACCAACCCCAAGACGAAGAGCUUCCUCAUUAACAGCAUUGUCAGAAAUCAUUUCCGAGCUGAAAUCCCAGCCGAGGAGCGGCUAGACUGCCACACUUCUAUCAUCAGAGAAAUAAGUGAGGCCGAAGUAGUCAGCCCCUUCAUGUUGAUGACAGCACAGAUCUUCGUCCAGAAAGCAAUGGAAAAACGAUGGUUUCAAGAGUACCAGGACCUGUUCCCCCCGAGUGAUACGCCUAAGUCUAACCUUUGUUUGCAGCAUGGGACUGGGAACUUCAGGACAAACAAGCUGCGGUGGGCUUGGUAUGCCAUUCACGACAUUGUAAAGAGCAUCUGCAAGUUCCGGAGGGAGAUGGACAAUGAUCAACACCGUGCAGAGUUUGAGGAGUUUCUCCGGCAGGAACUAGGAAAUGAGGAGGAAAACUUGCCCGUCAGCUCGAUUCAGAGCAGCAGCACGGUGAGCAAUUUCCACUCCCAUAUGGCCUCUGCCAGCACCCCACCGGACAAGGAGGUGGUACUAGUGAAACGCCGCAUGUUUAACAGCCAGCUCAUUACCAUCAACUUCCUCGUCGAUGACCUCCGCUUUUAUCUGGAGAUCAACAAGUUUUCCAGGCUGGCUGAUUCAGUUGAAGCUCUGGCAGCCCACACCAUGCAGCCAGAAAAGGAAGUUGCCUUUCUCAAAAGGAAAGUUGCCAUCAUCAGCAAACUCUUCUUGAACUCCGAUAUUCCCCCCAAAUUGAGGGUAAACAUCUCUGAAGAAGAGAGAGAUUUAAUCUGGAGUUUAUCUUCCAAGGGGCUACUGAACCGUGUCCUCUACCACAGGGCCAAGGUCACCAUCUUCCCAAUCCUGAUGCACUUCUGGAGAAGGUUCUGCACCUGGAAGGUGAUGAGGAGCUUUCAGGUCUCUGCAAAGGACAGGGUGCCAAUCUCUUCGCCCAGUACAAAAACCUCCUCUGAAUCAUCUGAUGCCUACAGUCCAAGCAAUCACACCAUCAUUGUCUUCACGCUGCUGAAAGGGGUCCAGAUCCUGCUGCCGCAUCCCCAGAAGAAAAUGGAGCCAUUGGAGGAGCAAAAAGGCACCAAGGGAAGGACAGACCUCCCAACCUACCGUCCACACUGA
This is a messenger RNA of Nipponia nippon (crested ibis), 3177 nucleotides long. NCBI's taxonomy places the organism in Eukaryota, Metazoa, Chordata, Aves, Pelecaniformes, Threskiornithidae. The record is from RefSeq and is a predicted model, not a curated record.